This is a messenger RNA of Asterias rubens (European starfish), 1580 nucleotides long. RefSeq names its product protein FAM167A-like. The record is from RefSeq and is a predicted model, not a curated record. The transcript has 3 exons. The coding region runs from base 190 to 984 and encodes 264 amino acids. Lineage: Eukaryota; Metazoa; Echinodermata; Asteroidea; Forcipulatida; Asteriidae.
CCGUAGGGCUGAAACCUUGGGGUCUUAAAAAUAUGCGAUCACUAUUGUAGUUAUUGGGCCUAUGUAAUAAUAGCCUGGGCAAUACCUUCACAGGAAUAGUCUUGAAAUAGUUUCACAGUCACUGUAAUUGGAUUGAUACGAGAGACACCCAGAACGUAUGCAGGAGACUACGAAACCUUCUCCACAGUCAUGAAAGGCUACUGUGGGAGCAUGGGUCCAUCUCAGGACAGUCUGCCUCUACUUGGCAUCCCAAUCAUCACAGUCACCCCACCCAAGAGCCCUCGAGAAACCGCCCUCCGUGCAACCUCAUUCGAUCUGGAAACCAUCGAUGAGACCGAGUGCUCCAUCAACUACCAACAGAAACGCUCCUCUGCAAAUCUUCUACCACAAGUCCACGAAUGGUCACCACCACCAUUACGACGUCACCACACACCGGUGCAUCACAACGAUGAACUAGACUCCUCGUGUACAUCUUCAGAUGAUGAAGAUGAGUUGAAGAAACUCAAAUCCAUGACCAAGAGGUUGAGACUGAGUACAAGGCGACCAUCUUACGUGGAAUGGUGUGAGAAUCUCCCCAAAAUGCUAGACUUGAAUGCAAAUACAAAGAAAUGUGACACUGUGGAGGAUGUGGGAGAUGAUAAUAUAUCGAGUUAUUCAAGGCGAAUAAAUACAGUGGAAGAGAACAUUAAAUGGGUGCGAAAAGAAUUGAUUGCGAUGAAAUCUCAAGAUCAUCGGCUUGCUAUCCAGCUGAUGCGUUUACGGUCCGACAUCCAACAGCUCAAGCUUCAGAAAAGCUACCAUGAGUAUCGGGAACUCAUCGACACAGCUACAGAGAGUGCCCAGGAGGGCAGGGAACAACAAACCCCUCUAUGCGAUCUACCAUUCCGCAGGGAGAAUGGGCUGUUAUUCGCACUGGAGAAACCACUUAAAGACUUUGGGGUCACACGCCUCAAUCUGUUUGCAAGGAGGUUCUCUCUUAGCUGAGAGCUACUUGUUUGUUUUCUUGGAAACUUGAACAUCUCUGAAUCGACACAAUUCCUUGAGUACCGACUUAGGGAAAACUAAGAAUUCUAUAAGGACCAAAAACAGCACAACAAUCUACAUGUAUUUUGUUCCUCUGAGCUGAGAGCAACUGUGUGUCCUGUAGGAAACUCAAAUAUUCAUUAUCUCUGAAUCAACGCAAUUCCUUGAGCUACAACUUAGAGAAAACUAAGAGUUCCAUGAAAAGGACCAAAAACAGCACAACAAAUCUACAUGUAAUUUGUUCCUCUGAGCUGAAAGCUCUUUGUUUGUGUAGUUGGAAACUCAAACAUUCCUUAUAUCCGAAUCUACACAAUUCCUUGAGCUACAACUUGGGGAAAACCAUAGUUCCAUGAAAAGGACCAAAAACAGCACAACGAUCUACAUGAAUUUUGUUCCUCUGAGAUGAAAGCUACUUGUUUGUAUAGUUGGAAACUCCAACAUUCAUUAUCUCCGAAUCUACACGAAUUCCUUGAGUUAUGCUUUAGGGAAAACAAAGAACUAUCAUGCCUGUAUGCUUCGUUUUUUGAAAGGGCAAGGGCACCAAGGCAUUUUCUCAU